This is a messenger RNA of Coccomyxa subellipsoidea C-169, 642 nucleotides long. RefSeq lists its product as hypothetical. Bases 1 to 642 code for a protein of 213 amino acids. NCBI's taxonomy places the organism in Eukaryota, Viridiplantae, Chlorophyta, Trebouxiophyceae, Coccomyxaceae. The transcript is spliced from 4 exons. The record is from RefSeq and is a predicted model, not a curated record.
AUGUCACAAAAUCCUUCCAGCUUGAAUCUAGGUACCACAGUUUGGGAUGCUAGCAUUGUGCUUGCAAAAUUUCUCGAGAAGAAUGCCCGGAAGGGGGAGUUCUCGCGCGCGAAUGUCAAGGGCAAACGUGCUAUUGAACUGGGAGCCGGCCCUGGCCUGGGCGGCAUGGCCUUUGCUUUGCUGGGAGCGGAAGUACUUCUGACAGACCUCGCUGACAUUGUGCCAUUGAUACGCAAAAACGUGGACGCCAACUUCACAACAGCUGCCUUGCAUGGUGCCCAAGCUGGCAGAGUGAGCGUGCAAGAGUUGGACUGGGGCAAUGAAGAGCACAUCAGCCAGGCAGCCGGGCCUUUCGCGUAUGUGCUGGCAGCUGAUUGUGUUUACCAUGAGGAGCACCUCCUUGCUCUGCGGCAGACCAUCAUCAGCCUGUCUGAUCUGAAGUCGACAGUGAUCAUUGCGAACGAGUUGCGAUCAGAGUCUGUCCAGUCCCGCUUCACGCAGCUUUUCGAGGAGCAAUUCACAAUCAAGAAGGUGCCGCAUGCAAAGUUGGAUCCAGAACAUCGCCACUCUGCAAUUCUCUUGUAUAUCUUGAAGCGACGGAAGCAUUUUUUUGCAACAGAUACUGAGCCAGGCGUUGGCUGA